Carcharodon carcharias (great white shark) is the source of this 1235-nucleotide messenger RNA. RefSeq names its product TSR3 ribosome maturation factor (gene tsr3). The record is from RefSeq and is a predicted model, not a curated record. The transcript has 7 exons. Gene Ontology annotation, biological process: maturation of SSU-rRNA. Gene Ontology annotation, molecular function: rRNA small subunit aminocarboxypropyltransferase activity. Bases 169 to 1122 code for a protein of 317 amino acids. Lineage: Eukaryota; Metazoa; Chordata; Chondrichthyes; Lamniformes; Lamnidae.
CCCAGCAGCAGCCAGAGCAAUAAGAGCCCGGGGCCGCCCAUCGCCAUGGCGACCGCUGGACCCCCGGGCUUCCGGGUAACCCGGAACUACCCCGCACCCAGGUGACCCGGAACAACAUUUGGUAGCUUUCUGGUGCCAUGGACUGAGCUCACAGCAAUCAUUGUUCAAAUGGGGAGGAAGAAACAGUCACAGAAAGGGGAGCAAGCGGCUCUGAAAAGGAAAGAAACUCGUCAUCAAUAUAAGGGACGAUGCUUGGAGUCGUUCACCGAGGAAGUUCACGAGGCUUUGCAAGCUGUUGAUGAUGGUAUCUCUGAAGAUGGGACGUGUCCCACAUUCCGGUUCCCAUGUCCAUUAGCCAUGUGGGAACUAGGACACUGUGACAUAAAACGGUGUACAGGCAGGAAGCUUGUUCGCAAAGGGUUCGUCCGCAACCUACGUAUCAAUGAGAGAUUCAGUGGACUAGUUCUCACUCCCAUGGGAACCAAGUACCUCUCCCCUUCUGACAGGGAGAUUGUGGCGCAGUCGGGUGUGGCUGUCAUUGACUGCUCCUGGGCUAAACUAGAGGACACUCCAUUCACAAAAAUGCGAGGCAGAUACCCCAGGCUGUUACCCUACCUCAUUGCUGCUAACCCAGUGAAUUAUGGACGGCCCUGCAAGUUGUCCUGUGUUGAGGCAUUUGCUGCCACUUUCUGUAUUGUGGGGUUUCCGGAACUGGCUGAGGUUCUACUAAAGAAAUUCAAAUGGGGGAAAACAUUUCUACAACUGAACCAAGCUUUGCUGGAGAAGUACGGUAUGUGCCACACUGAGGCGGAAGUGCUACAGGUCGAGCAGGAGUGGCUAGCUGCAAAGAAAGAGCCAGAAGAUCAGGAGGAUCCAUUUGAUGUUGAUUCGGGAAAAGAAUUUUGUAAUCCUAAUAGACCUAACCUUGGAAGGGCUGUGGAGACUGAAGAAGAUAGUGGUGGUGAUGAUGAUGAUAAUGAUGAUGAUGUUGAGGAGAAGGAAGAUGAAGAUAGUGAACCCGAUGAAGGGAAUGCUGCAGAAGUUCAUAGUCUGAGAAGAGACCAAGAAGCAUGCAGAAAGGAGGAACCUACUGUGAAGACCAUCAACAGUGCAAAGGAUUGAGGUGAAAUAAAAUGAAAAAGCAUUGUGCAAGGUAGGCAGGAGUGUUCCCUGCUGACAGACUUUAAAAAAAAAACUCUUAAAGCUCGUAGAAAAUAAAAUUAUUUAUAACAUAA